Molecule: messenger RNA, 1073 nt
Organism: Gigantopelta aegis
Lineage: Eukaryota; Metazoa; Mollusca; Gastropoda; Neomphalida; Peltospiridae
Exons: 2
Source: RefSeq, a predicted model, not a curated record
ACCAGCCACAACCCAUACCAAAAAGGGCCAGGAGAGCUGCAGUCAGGCAGUUCUGGGUGCGACCAUGGCUCACGGAGGAAAGGAGACAACACCUUGGCCAGUUCUCCAGCCUCCUAGACACCCAAUUGAGGCUGGAGGAUCCAGUAACAUUCCAAAACUACACACGGUUAACACCACAGCUCUUCGAUGAAGUCUUGCAGAAGGUGGCCCCAGCAAUUGAGAGGGAAGUCACCAGUUUCAGGCAACCCCUCUCACCUGCACUGAAACUGGCAGUGACACUGAGGCACCUUGCCACUGGAGACAACUAUCGGUCCCUUGCGUAUGCCUUCAGGUGUGGAGUGUCCAGCAUCUCAGAGAUGGUUCCGGAAGUGUGCCAGGCAAUUGUGCAAGCGUACACAGAUGAGGUGUUCAGCGUACCUGUGACUCCUGAAGCCUGGACAGCCUUAGCUAGCCAGUUUGAGCAGAGAUGGAACAUCCCCCACGCCAUUGGGGCCUUAGAUGAUUACAAUUUUGUGUGGAUCGAGCUUGGUGGAAAAGGACACAUGUCAGAUGCUCAGAUAUUUGGCGAUUCUGAGCUCUUCAACGGCCUGGAAAAGGAAGCCCUAGGACUCCCCCCACCCUGCCCUCUGACUGCAAGCCCUGAAGAUCACCAAUACAUGCCCUUCUUCAUCCUGGGGGAUGACGCUUUCGCACUCAGGAACUACCUCAUGAAGCCCUACAGCAGAAGAGGGAUGUCCAGGGAGGAGAGGAUCUUCAACUACAGACUGUCAAGGGGGAGGAGAGUGGUUGAAAACGCCUUUGGGAUCCUAGCCAACAGAUGGAGGUGUCUCCUCAGGACUCUAGAGCAGAAGCCCAACACUGUGAAGGAUAUGGUGGAGGCGGCAGUGGUUCUGCACAACCUACUGAGGCAGAGGCAUCCAGGCAUUGCAGCACAAGAGGCGGACCAUGAGAUCACAAGCACAAUGUUAUCCCAGGGGCAUGGAGGGACCAAGUGGACUGGCCAGAUGUGGAUCAACCUGCUGCAGCUCGCAACUCAGCUUCAGCUGAUGCAAAGCAUCAGAGGGAACUCCUGA